AUGCGUCCACUCACCGUAGACUCACUCAAUCCAGCCGUACGCAGCGUCCAGUACGCUGUCAGAGGCGAACUGGCCAUCAAGGCUGAGGAGCACCGCGUCAGACUCAAGGAAAAUGGCGCUGACCAUGGUCUUCCAUUCGACCGUGUUAUCUCAUCCAACAUCGGGAACCCUCAGCAGAAGGGACUGGACCAACCCCCGAUCACUUUUGUCAGACAGGUCGCUGCACUGAUGGAGUGGCCAGACCUUGCAAAACUUGCACCGCAGGUGUUCCCAAAGGACGUCCUCGCUCGUGCUAAGGAACUCCAUGAGGAAACCGGCUCCAUCGGCGCCUACUCACACUCUCAAGGCGUCCCCUUUAUUCGACAGAAUGUCGCAAGAUUUAUCAGUGAUCGGGACGGAUAUCCAUCCAAUCCUAACCACAUCUUCCUUACGACAGGUGCCUCGGCCGGAGUGUCCCUCCUGAUAUCAAUGCUCAUAUCAGAGCCGAAGAAGUCCGGUGUCCUUAUUCCCAUUCCGCAAUAUCCCCUCUACACAGCAACCCUUGCUCAGUGCUCUGGCGCCGCUAUCCCGUAUCACCUCGAUGAACCUGCCGAGUGGUCGACUUCGGUUGACGAAAUCAGAGCUGCUAUCGACAAGGCUGUCCAAGACGGCAUCGAGCCGAGAGCUCUCGUCAUCAUCAACCCGGGUAACCCUACUGGUGCACUUCUCAACAAAGAGACGCAAGCGGAGGUAGUCAAGCUGUGCGAGGAACAUUCCCUCGUUCUCCUUGCAGAUGAAGUCUAUCAGUCCAACCUCCACCGCCAAGCCACCCACCCAUUCACGUCCUUUAAGAAGGUUGUUCGUGACCUCAACUCACCUGUUCCUCUUGUGUCAUUCCACUCGAUAUCCAAGGGUGUGACCGGUGAAUGCGGUCGGCGGGGAGGCUAUUUCGAGUGUACGAACCUGUCCGACGACGUCAUCGCCAUGAUGUACAAGAUGGUUAGCGUCACACUUUGUCCGCCUCUGCAGGGUCAGAUCGGAGUGGAUUGCCUGGUCCGCCCGCCGAAGCAAGGCGAGGAGAGUUACCCUCUUUGGAAAGAGGAGACCGACAGGAUACACAAGGCCCUCGCAGAGCGCACCGCAACUAUGUCCGCACGCCUCAAUAAGCUGCCUGGCGUAUCUUGUGUUGACUCUCCAGGCGCACUGUAUCUAUACCCCAGGAUAGAGAUACCCGAGAAGGCGAUUGCGGCUGCCAAGGCUGCAGGAAAAGAGCCCGACGCAUUUUAUGCGCUUGCUCUACUAGACGCUACUGGUAUUUGCGUCGUGCCCGGUUCCGGAUUUGGCCAGAAGGAGGGUGAAUACCACUACCGCCUGACGUGCCUGUGUCCCGGUGUGGACGAGUACGUCGGCAAACUGGAGAAGUUCCACCUCGACUUCACGAAGCAGUACUCGUAA
Messenger RNA from Pisolithus orientalis, 1434 nucleotides. RefSeq names its product transaminase. Gene Ontology annotation, molecular function: L-alanine:2-oxoglutarate transaminase activity; pyridoxal phosphate binding. The record is from RefSeq and is a predicted model, not a curated record. Lineage: Eukaryota; Fungi; Basidiomycota; Agaricomycetes; Boletales; Pisolithaceae. The coding region runs from base 1 to 1434 and encodes 477 amino acids. The transcript has 3 exons. Gene Ontology annotation, biological process: biosynthetic process.